This is a messenger RNA of Geodia barretti, 222 nucleotides long. The record is from the annotation of a GenBank genome assembly. Lineage: Eukaryota; Metazoa; Porifera; Demospongiae; Tetractinellida; Geodiidae.
AUGUUCCAGACUAUUAACGCCAACAACAACUGGCUACAGUUCCCUAUCGUGUUUGUUGGGACAGAGAAGGCCAACCACUCACCCACACCAUCUCCAACAGGGCUAGAGGAGGACUACCAGUUCUCAUUUAAAUUCCUCCGUGAGAAGCUGGUGACAGACGACAUCAUCUAUUCCCGGCUGGCGAGAGUGUGUCGCAAUGACCCACACUCUACCAACAUGUGA